Molecule: messenger RNA, 1392 nt
Organism: Caenorhabditis briggsae
Lineage: Eukaryota; Metazoa; Nematoda; Chromadorea; Rhabditida; Rhabditidae
Exons: 5
Coding region: 1-1392 (463 amino acids)
Biological process (GO): fatty acid catabolic process; cellular response to insulin stimulus; triglyceride biosynthetic process
Cellular component (GO): nucleus
Molecular function (GO): transcription coactivator activity; phosphatidate phosphatase activity
Source: RefSeq, a predicted model, not a curated record
AUGGACUACGCUCAUAGUAUGAUCAAAAAGCUGAAAUGUGUUCAUGACUCGAUCAACCCUGCUACUCGAUCAGGAGCAAUCGACGUCAUCGUUGUUGAACAACCAGAUGGUGAAUACAAAUCCACACCAUUCCAUGUUCGUUUCGGAAAGUAUGGAGUCUUCAGUUGUAGCGACAAAAUCGUGGAUAUUGAGGUUAAUGGGAGAUCAAUAGAUUUGAAAAUGAAGUUGACGGAAAAUGGGGUAGCCGUGUUUAUGGAUGAGGAUACUGAUGAGAAUGGGCUGAUUGAAAGAAUAUAUCAUCAGGAGAGAGAUGUGGAUCAAGCAGAGAGUAAUUGUGAAUUAGAAAAAACGGAAAAAGAACAUUCCGAAUUCAAAAUCAAAGAAAGAGUUAGAAAGACUUCGACAAGUUUAAAGGAUCUAAAGACAGCGGAAAAAGAAAUUGAAGAACCAUUGAGUGACGACGACUUGGAUGAAAACCUCGAUCCGGAUCUAAUCGAACAUCUUCUGCUAUCUUCGGAAAAGCUUAAAUCAUUGGGAUUGUCUCUUGGAUGCAACGAACUCCGUUUUCAAACCACAACUAAACUACAAGGAACUGCAUGGUGUGUUUCCAAUAUCUACCUUUACAAAUGGUACGAACAACUUGUAAUCUCUGAUAUCGACGGAACGAUCACAAAGUCUGAUGUUCUGGGACACGUACUUCCAGUGGUUGGUGGUACAUGGGCUCACAACGGAGUUGUAGAAUUGUACAAUCGGAUAAAGAAUAAUGGAUACAAAAUGAUUUAUUUAUCUUCAAGAGCAAUUGGUCAUAGCCAUUUGACAAAGGAAUACUUGAAAAGUGUGACUCAAAAUUCAGAACAUUUACCAGAUGGACCAGUAUUGUUGUCACCAACUAGCACAAUGAGAGCAUUGAAAAGAGAAGUCAUUGAUCGCUGCCCAGAAGAAUUCAAAAUCGCAGCACUGUCAGAACUAAAGAAACUGUUCCCGAGUCCCAACCCAUUCUAUGCUGGAUUUGGAAAUCGUGACACUGACGUCAUUUCAUAUAAAGCAGUAGCUGUUCCAACUGCUCGAAUCUUAAUAAUUGAACCCAGUGGAACGAUAAAAAGAUGGGACUCUUCUAGACUCGAACCCAGUUAUACAUCAAUUGCCACGGAUUCAGUGGAUUAUAUGUUUCCUCCUCUUCCAUUUCAUUUGAAAGACCACAAUGUCAAAAAAGAGCGGCAUACAUCUGCAUGGAGUAAACCGUUGAAUCACAGUAACUUCACACACUGGCAUGUAAUACCUGAAGACGUUCACGAUGAGGAGUUGAAGGAGUACGAGGAGAAGAGGAGUGAGCUAAUUGCUCAGCACAAAUCAAAAAGUAAAUUCUCAGGUGUUUUGUUUAGCUCUACCUGA